UCUCCCUGCAGCCUCCUGAGUGACGAUGGCAGCUCCAUGUGCCCCCACACCUGUUCUGACUCUCCUGGUGUUGCUUGCUUCAGCCAGAGCCGGCCCUUUCUCUCCUCGGUCCAAUGUGACACUCUCAGCCCCGCGGCCCCCUCCGCAGCCAGGGGGCCCUUCUUCUCGGACAUAUGAGCACACUGUGGAAGGCGGGGAGAAACAGGUGGUGUUUACCCACCGCAUCAACCUGCCCCCUUCGGCUGGCUGUGGCUGUCCCCCAGGCUCGGAACCUCCAGUGCCUGCUUCCGAGGUGCAAGCCCUGAGGGUCCGGCUGGAGAUCCUGGAGGAGCUGGUGAAAGGGCUUAAGGAGCAUUGCUCAGGGCCGUGCUGUCCUUCAAACCCCCAGGCCGGCACAGGCCAGACCGAUGUGCGAAGCCUCUGCAGCCUCCAUGGUGUCUUUGACCUGAGCCGCUGCGCCUGCUCCUGCGAGCCUGGCUGGGGUGGACCCACCUGCUCAGACCCUACGGACACAAAGACGCCCACCUCGCCUCCGCCCUCAGCCUCCAAGGCCUGUCCCGAGGACUGCAACGACCAGGGUCGCUGCGUCAGAGGACGCUGCGUGUGCUUCCCCGGCUACAGCGGCCCCACCUGUGGCUGGCCCUCAUGCCCCGGAGACUGUCAGGGGCGCGGGCGCUGCGUGCAGGGUGUCUGCGUGUGUCGCGCCGGCUUCUCCGGCCCCGACUGCAGCCAGCGCUCCUGCCCUCGCAACUGUAACCAGAGGGGCCGCUGCGAGGAAGGACGCUGCGUGUGCGACCCCGGCUACUCAGGUGAGGACUGCGGGGUGCGGAGCUGUCCCAGGGGCUGCAGUCAGAGGGGCCGCUGCGUGGACGGCCGCUGUGUGUGCAACCCCGGCUACUCAGGUGAGGACUGCGGGGUGCGGAGCUGUCCCCGAGGCUGCAGCCAGAGAGGCCGCUGCGAGGACGGCCGCUGCGUGUGCGACCCCGGCUACAGCGGCGAAGACUGCGGCGUGAGGAGCUGCCCCUGGGACUGUGGCGACGGAGGGCGCUGCGUGGACGGCCGCUGCGUGUGCUGGCCCGGGUACUCGGGCGAGGACUGCAGCAAGCGGACGUGCCCGCGGGACUGCCAUGGCCGGGGCCGCUGUGAGGACGGGGAAUGUAUCUGCGACGCAGGCUACAGCGGCGACGACUGCGGGGUGCGGAGCUGCCCCGGGAGCUGUAACCAGAGGGGCCACUGCGAGGACGGCCGCUGCGUGUGCUGGCCCGGGUAUACCGGCGCGGACUGCAGCGCGCGGGCCUGCCCUCGGGACUGCAGGGGCCGCGGGCGCUGCGAGGACGGCGUGUGCGUGUGCCACGCGGGCUACAGCGGCGAGGACUGCGGGGUGCGCAGCUGUCCCGGGGACUGUCAGGGCCGCGGGAGAUGCGAGAGUGGCCGCUGCGUGUGCUGGCCUGGGUACACAGGCCGGGACUGUGGCAUGCGUGCCUGCCCUGGUGACUGCCGUGGGCGCGGGCGCUGCGUGGACGGCCGCUGCGUGUGCAAUCCGGCCUUCACUGGAGAGGACUGCGGGAGCCGUCGGUGCCCUGGGGACUGCCGCGGCCACGGCCACUGCGAGGACGGCGUGUGCAUGUGCGACGUGGGCUACUCGGGCGACGACUGCAGCACGCGCAGCUGUCCCGGCGGCUGCAGGGGCCGCGGCCGGUGCCUGGACGGGGUCUGCGUGUGCGAUGAAGGCUACUCGGGUGAGGACUGCGGCGUAAGACGGUGCCCGCAAGACUGCAGCCAGCACGGCCUGUGCCAGGAAGGCUUCUGCGUGUGCCACGCGGGCUACGCGGGCGAAGACUGCAGCAUUCGCACCUGCCCGGCGGACUGCCACCGGCGCGGCCGCUGUGAGGACGGGCGCUGUGUGUGCAACCCAGGCUACACCGGCCCCGCGUGUGCCACCCGCACCUGCCCAGCCGAUUGUCGCGGCCGUGGGCGCUGUGUGCAGGGAGUGUGCGUGUGCUACGCUGGCUAUGGCGGGGAGGACUGUGGGCAGGAAGAGCCUCCUGCCAGUGCCUGCCCUGGGGGCUGUGGGCCCCGGGAACUGUGCCGGGCUGGCCAGUGUGUGUGUGUUGAGGGCUUCAGAGGCCCAGACUGUGCCAUCCAGACAUGCCCAGGUGACUGUCGCGGCAGGGGAGAGUGUCUCCAGGGCACGUGUGUCUGCCAAGAUGGCUAUGCUGGGGACGACUGCGGGGAAGAGAUACCAGCCGUCCAGAACAUGAGGAUGCACCUCCUGGAGGAGACGACCGUGCGCACAGAGUGGACCCGGGCUCCCGGACCCGUGGAUGCCUAUGAAAUCCAGUUUAUCCCCAUGACUGAGGGGGCGAGUCCACCAUUCACAGCUCGGGUGCCCAGCUCGGCCUCAGCCUAUGACCAGAGAGGACUGGCGCCUGGUCAGGACUACCAAGUCACUGUCCGUGCUCUACGAGGGACCAGCUGGGGCCCUCCUGCCUCUAAGACCAUCACUACCAUGAUCGACGGCCCUCAGGACCUCCGGGUGGUGGCUGUGACACCGACCACACUGGAUCUCAGCUGGCUACGUCCCCAGGCUGAGGUGGACAGGUUUGUGGUGUCCUACGUCAGCGCCGGCAACCAAAGGGUGCGACUGGAAGUUCCUCCUGAGGCAGACAGGACUCAGCUAACCGACCUGAUGCCAGGCGUGGAAUACGUGGUGACCGUCACUGCAGAAAGGGGCCAUGCAGUCAGCUACCCGGCUUCUAUCAGGGUGAACACAGACAGGACUGAGGAGCAGCCUGCGAAGGCAAAGGCAUCGGCCCUGCCACGCCUGGGUGAGCUGACAGUGACAGGCUUGACCUCUGACUCCCUGCUCCUGCACUGGACUGUCCCAGAGGGGGAGUUCGAGUCCUUCCUGAUCCAGUACAGGAACAAAGACGGGGCCCAGGUGACGCCCGUGGAGGGACCCCAGCGCUCGGCACCCAUCACAGGCUUGGAACCAGGGCGCAAGUACAAAUUUCUCCUGUAUGGGCUCGUCGGCAAGAAGAGGCAUGGCCCCUUGGUGGCUGAAGCCAAGAUCUUGCCUCAGAGUGACCCCAGCCCGGGAUCCCUACCCCGCCUGGGAGAGCUGUGGGUGACAGACCCUACCCCACACUCCCUGCACCUCUCCUGGACUGUCCCUGAGGGCCAGUUUGACUCCUUCGUGGUCCAGUACAGAGACAAGGAAGGGCGGCCCCACGUGGUACCUGUGGAGGGGCCUGAGCGCUCUGUGGUGGUCUCCCCGCUGGAUCCCAAUCACAAGUACAGAUUCACUCUGUUCGGCAUUGCCAAUAAGAAGCGGCAGGGACCCCUCACUGCUGAUGGCACUACUGCCCCAGAGAGCACCGAGGAGGAGUCUUUCGACCAGCCCCUCCUUGGGGAACUGACAGUGACCGGUGUGACCCCAGACUCCCUGCGUCUGUCUUGGACGGUGGCCCAGGGUCCCUUCGACUCCUUUGUGAUCCAAUACAAGGAUGCACAGGGGCAGCCCCAGACGGUGCCCGUCACUGGGGACGAGAAUGAGGUCACUGUCCCCAGCCUGGAGUCCAACAGGAAGUAUAAAAUGAACCUGUAUGGGCUUUAUGGCAGACGGCGUGUGGGGCCCGCAUCUGUAGUGGCCAAAACGGCCCCACCAGACAACACUGUGGACCAGCCCCCCAGUCCCACAGAGCCCAGCACCGAAGCCCCUGAGAAGCCACGCCUGGGCGAGCUGACCGUGACAGGCGCCACCCCAGACUCCCUGAGCCUCUCCUGGACCGUCCCCGAGGGACAGUUUGACCACUUCCUGAUCCAGUACAGGAACGGGGAUGGGCAGCCCAAGGUGGUGCGGGUGCCAGGGCACGAGGACCAGGUCACCAUCCCCGGGCUGGAGCCAGACCACAAGUACAAGAUGAACCUGUAUGGCAUCCACAGAGGCCAGCGUGUGGGCCCUGUGUCUGUCAUUGGGGUGACAGCUGCAGAGGAAGAGACAGAGCCCAGCCCCACAGAGCCCAGCACAGAGGCCCCAGAGCCCCCUGAGGAGCCGCUCCUGGGAGAGCUGACAGUGACAGGAUCCUCCCCAGACUCCCUGAGCCUCUCCUGGACGGUCCCCCAGGGAGACUUUGACUCCUUCACUGUGCAGUACAAGGGCAGCAGUGGGCGGCCCCAGGUGGUGCGUGUCGGGGGCCAGGAGAGAGAGGCCACAGUGAGAGAGCUGGAGCCUGGGCGCAAGUACAAGAUGCACCUGUAUGGGCUGCGUGAGGGGCAGCGCGUGGGCCCCGUGUCCACUGUGGGCGUGACCGACUCACGACCAGAAGAGAAGACCGUGCCAGCCAUCGAGCCCCGCCUGGAGGAGUUGACAGUGACUGGUGUGACCCCCAACUCUGUGAGCCUCUCAUGGGUGGUUCCUGAAGGACAGUUUGACUCCUUCGUGGUCCAGUACAAGGACAAGCGUGGGCAGCCCCAGGAGGUGCCCGUGGCCGCGGACCAGCGUCAGGCCACCAUCCUUUACUUGGAUCCCGCAAGAAAAUACAAGCUGAACUUCUACGGACUACAUGGCCGACGACGUGUGGGCCCCCUCUCUGUGGAAGCUGUGACAGACCCCCUGCCAGCAGCACCAGCUCCAGCCACUGAGGCCUCCAAGCUGCCCCUGGAGCCACGCUUGGGGGACUUGGCAGUGGCAGAUGUGACCCCAGACUCCGUGGGCCUCUCGUGGACUGUCCCCGAGGGUGAAUUCGACUCCUUCACGGUCCAGUACAAGGACAGGGACGGCCAGCCCCAGGUGGUGCCCGUGGCCGCAGACCGACGGGAGGUCACCAUCCCAGGCCUGGAGCCCUCCCGCAAGUACAAGUUCCUGCUCUUUGGGGUCCAAGAUGGGAAACGUCACAGCCAGGUCUCUGUAGAGGCGAAGACAGCCGCCCGAGAUGACGCCAGCCCAGGGGCCCCUCCCCGCCUUGGGGAGCUGUGGGUAACGGAUCCCACCACAGACUCUCUGCGCCUGACCUGGACAGUCCCCGAGGGCCACUUUGACUCUUUUAUGGUCCAGUUCAAGGACAAGGGUGGGUCGCAGGUGGUGCCAGUGCAGGGCCAGGAGCACACGGCCACCAUCACAGGCCUGGAUGCAGGCCGAAGGUACAGAUUCCUCCUCUACGGGCUUCUGGGAAAGAAGCGCUUCGGCCCCCUCUCCACAGAGGGCACCACAGAGCCCAUGAAUACUGCGGAGCUCACUAGAAAAAAGGACCCCCCGAAACCUCGACUGGGGGAGGAACUGCAGGUGACUGGUGUGACCCAGGACUCUGUGGACCUCUCCUGGACGGUGUCCGAGGGCCAUUUUGACUCCUUUGUGGUCCAGUACAAAGACAGGGACGGCCAGUCCCAGGUGGUGCCCGUGGAAGGCUACCGCAGAGAGGUCAGAGUCUCUGGCCUAGACCCAGCCCGCAGGUACAAGCUGCUACUGUACGGCCUUCGAGACAGCAAGCGUGUGGGUCCCCUUUCUGUCAUUGCUGUGACUGGCCCCAGAGAAACAACCGAAGCUUGGACAGAGGUCCCCACAACUUCACCUCCUGCAGCCUUGCCCCACCUCGGAGAGCUGAGAGUGGAGGGGGCCACACCUCACAGCCUGCAUCUCUCCUGGGUGGUGACUGAGGGAGACUUUAGCUCCUUUGAGGUCCAGUACACUGACAGAGAUGGGCAACUCAAAGUGGUCAGUACAGAGGGUGACCAGAGUGACAUCACCCUCACGGGCCUGGAACCUGACCGCAGAUACCUGGUGACCCUGUACGGUUUCCAUGACGGGCAUCGCGUGGGUCCUGCUCAAACUGAGGCCCUGACGGAGCCAUGGGAGGAGGAGGAGGAGGAGGAGGAGGAAGAGGAGCCCACAGAAACACCCACAAUGACUCCUGAGCCCAAGCCACACCUGGGCGAGCUGACCGUGACAGACACCACCCCCGACUCCCUGAGCCUCUCCUGGACCGUCCCCGAGGGACAGUUUGACCACUUCCUGAUCCAGUACAGGAACGGGGAUGGGCAGCCCAAGGUGGUGCGGGUGCCAGGGCACGAGGACCAGGUCACCAUCCCCGGGCUGGAGCCAGACCACAAGUACAAGAUGAACCUGUAUGGCAUCCACAGAGGCCAGCGUGUGGGCCCCGUGUCUGCUGUCGGGGUGACGGCUGCAGAGGAAGAGACAGAGCCCAGCCCCACAGAGCCCAGCACAGAGGCCCCAGAGCCCCCUGAGGAGCCGCUCCUGGGAGAGCUGACAGUGACAGGAUCCUCCCCAGACUCCCUGAGCCUCUCCUGGACGGUCCCCCAGGGAGACUUUGACUCCUUCACUGUGCAGUACAAGGGCAGCAGUGGGCGGCCCCAGGUGGUGCGUGUCGGGGGCCAGGAGAGAGAGGCCACGGUGAGAGAGCUGGAGCCUGGGCGCAAGUACAAGAUGCACCUGUAUGGGCUGCGUGAGGGGCAGCGCGUGGGCCCCGUGUCCACCGUGGGCGUGACCGGUGAGUGUGCCCCAGAGCCCCCUGAGGAGCCGCUCCUGGGAGAGCUGACAGUGACAGGAUCCUCCCCAGACUCCCUGAGCCUCUCCUGGACGGUCCCCCAGGGAGACUUUGACUCCUUCACUGUGCAGUACAAGGACAGCAGUGGGCGGCCCCAGGUGGUGCGUGUCGGGGGCCAGGAGAGAGAGGCCACGGUGAGAGAGCUGGAGCCUGGGCGCAAGUACAAGAUGCACCUGUAUGGGCUGCGUGAGGGGCAGCGCGUGGGCCCCGUGUCCACCGUGGGCGUGACCGACACAAAGCUCCUUCCUCGUCUUGGGGAGCUGACAACGACAGAUGUGACCCCAGACUCCGUAGGUCUCUCCUGGACUGUCCCCGAGGGUGAAUUCGACUCCUUCAUGGUCCAGUACAAGGACAGGGCAGGGCAGCUGCAGGCGGUGCCUGUGGCCGCGGACCAGCGUGAGGUCACCGUCCCGGGCCUGGAGCCCGGUAGAAAAUACAAGUUUCUGCUCUUCGGCCUGGUAGGCCGCAAACGACUGGGCCCCACCUCUGUGGAGGGCACCACAGCUCCCCUGGAGAAGACACCGCAGCCCCGCCUAGGUGAGCUGGAGGUGACGACAGGAGAGACCCCUGACGCCCUUCGCCUCCUGUGGACUGUGGCCCAGGGCCCCUUUGACUCCUUCCUAAUCCAGUACAAAGACAGCGACAUGCAGUCCCAGACGGUGACCGUGGCUGCAGACCAGCGCGAGGUCACCAUAGCGGGUCUGCAGCCAGACCGGAAGUACAGGUUUCUGCUCUAUGGACUCACUGGAGGGAAAAGCCUGGGGCCCAUCUCUGCCCUGGGAGUGACAGCCCCAGAAGAGGACACAUCAACCCCAAACCCCACUGAGCCCCCUGAAGCACCCCUCCUGGGGACGCUGGCAGUGACCGAGGAGACCCCAGGCUCCCUGCAACUCUCCUGGGGUGUGGCCCGUGGCCCCUUUGACUCCUUUGUGGUGCAGUACCGGGACACAGAGGGGCAACGCCAGGCCCUGCUUGUCGACGGGGACCAGAACAAGGUCCUCAUCUCAGGCCUGGAACCCGGCACCUCCUACAAGUUCUUCCUCUACGGCCUCCAUGAAGGGACACGCCACGGACCUGUCUCUGCAGAGGGCACCACAAGCCCAUUUCCUCCCGGUCAGACCCCAGGGGACCCCUGGCCCCGCCUGUCCCAGCUGUCGGUGUCGGAUGUGACCACCAGUUCUCUGCGGAUAAACUGGGAAGCCCCACUUGGGGCCUUUGACUCCUUCCUACUACGCUUUGGGGUCCCCUCACCAAGUACCCUAGAGCCUCAUCCUCGUCCUAUGCUCCAGCGAGAGCUGAUGGUGCCAGGAAUUCGGCGCUCAGCGGUACUUCGGGACCUGCGUCCCGGGACCCUGUACAGCCUGACUCUGUACGGGCUGCGUGGGCCGCACAAGGCAGACAGCAUCCAGGGCACUGGCCGCACCCUCAGCCCAGUUCUGGAGAGCCCCCGUGACCUUCAAUUCAGUGAAAUUGGGGAAACAUCAGCCAGAGCCACCUGGGUGCCACCACCAUCCAGGGUGGACAGCUUCAAAAUUUCCUACCAGCUGGCAGAUGGAGGAGAGCCACAAAGUGUGCUAAUGGAUGGCCGGACACAGACCCAGAUCCUCCAGGGGCUCAUCCCAGACACUCGCUACGAGGUGACUGUGGUCUCCGUCCGUGGCUUUGAGGAGAGCGAGCCUCUCACAGGCUUUUUCACCACGGUUCCUGAUGGUCCCACGCAGCUGCGUGCGCUGAAUCUGACUAACAGCUCUGCCCUUCUACACUGGAAACCCCCGCAGAACCCUGUGGACGAAUACAACGUCCAGGUCGCGAGCCCUGGGGCCCCACCCCUGCAGGCCUCAGCACCUGGCAGUGCCGUGGACUACCCACUGACCGACCUAAUGUUGGACACCAACUACACAGCCACUGUCCGUGGUCUCCGGGGCCCCAACUUCACCUCCCCAGCCAGCAUUACCUUCACCACAGGAUUAAAGCCCCCCCUGGACUUGGAAGCCAAAGAAGUGACUCCUCGCACGGCCCUGCUCACUUGGACUGAGCCGGAAGUCCCGCCCACAGGCUAUCUGCUCAGCUAUGACACCCAUGGAGGGCAGAUUCAGGAAAUCCUGCUUCCGGCUGGCACCACCUCACACCGGCUGCUCCGACUCUUCCCCUCCACCUUCUACAGCGCCCAGCUGCGGGCUGUUUGGGGCCAGAGCCUCACUCCUCCUGUGUCUACUUCCUUUACUACUGGUGGGCUUCGGAUCCCCUUCCCCCGGGACUGCGGGGAGGAGCUGCAGAACGGGGCCAGCGCCUCAAAGACCACCACCAUCUUCCUCAAUGGCAACCGAGAGCGGCCCCUGGACGUGUUUUGUGACAUGGAGACGGACGGAGGCGGCUGGCUGGUUUUCCAGCGCCGCAAAGACGGGCGGACAGACUUCUGGAGAGACUGGGAGGAGUACGCCCACGGUUUUGGGAAUGUCUCCGGGGAAUUCUGGCUCGGCAAUGAGGUUCUACACAGGCUGACGCAGGCUGGAGACUACUCCAUGCGUGUGGACCUGCGGGCUGGAGAUGAGGCCGUGUUCGCCCAGUAUGACCUCUUCCGUGUCGACUCAGCAGCAGAGCACUACCGCCUACACCUGGAGGGCUACCACGGCACUGCGGGUGACUCAAUGAGCUACCACAGCGGCAGCGUCUUCUCUGCCCGCGACCGAGACCCCAACAACCUGCUCAUCUCCUGUGCUGUCUCCUACCGUGGGGCUUGGUGGUACAGGAACUGUCACUAUGCCAAUCUCAACGGGCUCUACGGGAGCAUAGUGGACCACCAGGGGGUGAGCUGGUACCACUGGAAGGGCUUCGAGUUCUCGGUGCCCUUCACGGAAAUGAAGCUGAGGCCCAGAAACUUCCAGAGCCCCACCAGAGGCAGCUGAGCCUGCUGCCCACCUCACCGACACCCCAGUAUGACUGCCGAGCACUGAGGGUUUGUGCCUAGAGAAGAGCGAGUGCGCCUCUACUGUGCCCAGCUCACCGAGGAAGCCUUCUCUGCCACAGACCCACAGCACCAUGUUUACAGGGGGGGAGGGGAGGGGAACGGAUCAAUAAAGGAGAAACUGAGGCACAAGGCUGGUACUGGU
Messenger RNA from Acomys russatus (golden spiny mouse), 9673 nucleotides. It is a transcript of the gene Tnxb, whose product is annotated as tenascin XB. The transcript has 33 exons. Bases 26 to 9469 code for a protein of 3147 amino acids. The record is from RefSeq and is a predicted model, not a curated record. NCBI's taxonomy places the organism in Eukaryota, Metazoa, Chordata, Mammalia, Rodentia, Muridae. Gene Ontology annotation, molecular function: protein binding.